AGUAAUUUUUUGUUAAAAAUUUUAUAUUAAAUAUUUAAUUCAUGUUUAUUCCGAUUUUUGUUAACCUUCCUCUUUAAUUCGUUAAUUUCAUUAUGUUUGGAAUCGCCUUUAGAAGUUUAGUGAGGAGAUCUGAAGUUUCAGUUUCAAAAUCAUUUGGAAGUCUAAAUGACUGCUUCAAACUAUUUGAAACAAAUAAUUCAGUUCCAACUCAAGAGCUAUAUGACGCUUUUAAGUAUCUAGCUUCAGAUACCACAGUGAGAAAAAACGCAAUAAAGGAUGAAAGAUAUCCUUCAAUGCUUAAGCAGUUAGAUACACGUUUGAGUACAUUAAAUUCGUCAUAUUUGGGGAAUUUUGCACUCAGACUUUUACUACUUUCACAGUCGAAUAGCUAUUUGGAAAACGACCGUAAUGACAUGAAUGCUGAACAAACAAAAAAAGUAUUAGAGAAAAUAGCAACAACUAUGAUUGAUAAGGGAGGACAUGUAAAGGAGAUAACUCAAGUAGCAUAUGCAGCGGCUAGUUUGGGAGUGGUAAAUCAUCCGAUUUUCGAUUAUGAAAAACAACAGCUUACCCUUAACAUAGAUUUGGCAACUCCAGACUCGCUUAACCUGUCACUACAGACAGCAUUUAAGAGAGGAACGAGAGAUAGAGUUUAUCUGGCACUUUUGUGUGAAAAACUCACUGAACUCACUGAUAGGUUCACUUCAAACGAUGUAGUUAUGACACUAAGAUCCCUAUCAAAAACAGGAUUAUUGAAGGGGUUUCUAUUACGUAGACUUUUUACACUAAUGAUGGAUAAUCUUGACCAAUUUACGGAGACUCAACUUAUCCAGUCCUCCUACAGGCUGGCAACACUCAAGUUCUUUACUUCGAAUAAUUUUAAGACUGUUUUCAACGUUCUUAAGCCUAAAAUUGAAGAAAUGCCAUUUCACCUAAAAGUUGAGUUACUUGCUGCAAGCUGUUUGAGUAAUGUUGAGACUGAUAACGAGGAUAUGCUUAACUUGUUGGAUUCUAUAAAAAUUGACAAGGAUUACGAUCUUUUAAACUUAUCAGAUUACAUAUAUGCAUCAGCUUAUUACAAAAGAUACGGAGAUCAGCUACAAAAGGCAGUUUCAAACAUGACUAGCAAAACACCAUUUAUAGCAAGGAAAUACGCUUUACUUGCAAAAGAAGCGCUUGACACAAUUUCCCUAGAGUCAAAUCUGAAGAUAAACCUAUCAGAUUCGUGGAAGGAGGCACUGGAGAACUUUGAAAGAACAGAAAUGGAGAAGAUGGAAAACCAACCUAUUUACCAGGAAUCCAAAAAAAUUCUAGAAUCUACUGGGAAAUUCAAAUUCUUACAGAAAGUUGGACCUUUUCUGGUAUCAUUUGUUGACGAUGAGAGAAAAUUAUGUAUUGAUGUGGAACACAGCAAUCUUAUAAGCAAUUUAUCUUUGAAAUUAAGGAACCUUAAUGCACUUGGAUAUAAGGCAGCCGUAGUUAGAUAUUGGGAAUGGAGAAGAUUAAAAACAGAGAGUGCUCAGGCCAGUUAUAUAUCUAAAUUACUCCAGAGCUUUUCAGAAUAA
Molecule: messenger RNA, 1565 nt
Organism: Theileria parva strain Muguga
Lineage: Eukaryota; Apicomplexa; Aconoidasida; Piroplasmida; Theileriidae
Product: RAP domain protein
Exons: 8
Coding region: 93-1565 (490 amino acids)
Source: RefSeq, a predicted model, not a curated record